Messenger RNA from Octodon degus (degu), 3651 nucleotides. It is a transcript of the gene Prrt2, whose product is annotated as proline rich transmembrane protein 2. The transcript is spliced from 3 exons. The record is from RefSeq and is a predicted model, not a curated record. Lineage: Eukaryota; Metazoa; Chordata; Mammalia; Rodentia; Octodontidae. The coding region runs from base 998 to 2287 and encodes 429 amino acids. Gene Ontology annotation, cellular component: membrane.
GACCUCCCUCCUCCCUCGGGCCGUUGGGGGAGGCUCCAGGGGCUGUGGAAAGGAGGUAAGGACUUAAGGAUUCUAGGGAACCAGCCAGUUUGGGCCUGCCCAAAAUAGCCUCCGAGGUCUGAGGAGGCCGGAGUUAGACAUCCAGUCUGCUGGGAUAUCCUGGCCGUGCCCACUCUUUGCUACUCCAGACCCUGGCCCAACAUCUGCACACCCUAAAGUCACAAAGGUGGUGUACUUCGAGAAGUUUUUUAAGGGAUUCGGGCCCCAAACCGAGAGCAGUAAGAAGAACUUGCACCGGACCCCCAGUGCUGGGCAUGGCGCCCCGCCUUACACAGCUCGUGGACCAACCCUUUUUGCUGUCCCCGCAGCGUCUGCUGUGCACUAUUCUUCCCAGGCUCCCUUUCCUGAGCCUGCUAGUGCUCGUGUCGCUUGGAAGACUUCCUAUUCUGCAGGCUCCCUUCUCUUGAGACCCCGCCUUGCUCCUCUUCUGCAGUCUUCCAAGUUUGGCCCCGUCUCCCUUCCCCUCUGCUGUAGGGGCGCCACCGCCCUGUCUUGCUCUGGUCCUGAUCUCAUCUCAGACCCUGGUCUCUCUGCCCCGGCCCUUGGUGACCGUUGGCGGGAGGGGCUGAGGAUCUUGGAAGGGGGUGCCCCCUCGAGAGGUGCACGUGGGUAGGGGCAGGGAGGGGCAAUAGUGGUCCCCAGCCGUUGCCUGGGUAACGCUGGGCCUGGCACGCGCGGCUUCUUCGGGCUGGCCGGGAGGGGCUGGAGGCGUGCGAGGGGCGGGGGCGGCGCGCAGCGGCAGCAGAGCGCAGGGGAGGGGACCGGAGGAGAGGGGACCGUCUCCUCCCUCCAGCGCUCACUGACUCGUCCCUUCUGGGCUGCGGCUGUUGCAACGGCGGCGGCGGCUGGAGCCGUCCGGAGACCGGCGUCGAGGUGAGGUUGGCUGGACCUGAGGCUGCGGGUAGGAGGGGAUGGACAGACAGACUAAUGCUCGGGAAUGCGGGCGCCUGGAUUUGCUACUGCCUUUGCCGUUCCCUCCUCCCCACAGGGGCCCUCUCCCCUCUCCCAUCUCAAGAUGGCAGCCAGCCCCUCAGAGGUCUCUGAGAUGCAGGGGGUGGAAGCGAGUCCUGAGACCCAGGGAGAAGGGCCUGGCAAUUCCGAAGCUGGAACUGGCCCUCCAAUCCUAGCUGGGGUCCCAGCCCAGCCAGAGGCUCCGCAGCCAGGCCCAGACAUAACUGCAGCCCCUGUGGACUUGGAGCCCAAUAUUGGGCAGGCUCUAGAAACCACAGAGACCCCAGCUGGGGACCCAGAAACAGCCCAGGCCACAGACCUCAGCUUAAGCCCAGGAGGGGAAUCAAAGGCCAACUCCAGCCCUGGAGAAGCAUCCCAAGAGCCAGCACCCAAAGCAGCAGUGAACAAAGAGCCUACUGCAGACCAGGGGGCAGAGCAGGCGUCCGCAGCCCCACCUGAGCCAGGCUCAGCACCUGCUCCCAAGCCAGAGCCCCAGUCAGACCCUCAGCCAAUUUCCCAGCCCACCCCCAAACCAGUCCUUCAACCAGAGCCCCCUACCCAAGAGGACCCCACCCCUGAGAUCCUUACCGAGAACGUGGGGGAAAAGCAAGAGAAUGGGGCAGUGGUCCCUCUGCAAGCUGGUGAUGGGGAGGAGGGCCCAGCCCCCCAACCUCACUCACCCCCCUCAACGAAACCCUCCCCAGCAAAUGGGGCUCCUUCCCGGGUUCUGCAGCAGCUUGUUGAGGAGGACCGAAUGGGAAGGGCUCAUGGUGGGCAUCCAGGAUCUCCCCGAGGUAGUCGAGGUAGUCUGAGCCGCCACCCCAGCUCCCAGUUGGCAGGGCCUGGGAUGGAGGGGGGUGAAGGCACCCAGAAACCUCGGGACUACAUCAUCCUUGCUAUCCUGUCCUGCUUCUGCCCCAUGUGGCCUGUCAACAUCGUGGCCUUCGCUUAUGCCGUUAUGUCCCGGAACAGCCUGCAGCAAGGGGACGUGGAUGGGGCCCAGCGCCUGGGCCGAGUGGCCAAGCUCUUAAGCAUCGUGGCAUUGGUGGGGGGGGUCCUGAUCAUCAUUGCCUCCUGCGUCAUCAACUUAGGCGGUGAGUGGGGGUCAGGGACAGGCAGGGGAGGAGCGGAAGGGUUGACAAGGGCAGCUUUACUAACCCCUGCCCCUGCUUUCUCCUGUCUGUUCUCCCUACUUCUUUGUCUCUCUUGUCUCCCCCCCUUUCCCUCCCCUGUCUCUGUCUGUCCUUCCCUCUCCUCUCCCACAGUGUAUAAGUGAGGGGCCCUGCCCUGCAUUCCAAGACUUUCCUUCCUGUUGGGAGCUGCCUUGGGCCCAUCCCUCCCAUGGGGGGAGCCCAAUCGAUGGCCCUGGCCCCCAUCCCUAGGGACCAAGGGAGCCUGAGCGGACUUGUUUACAGCUUCUUUCCUGCUCCUGCAUCCUGCCAGGCUCCUCUGCCAAGCGUAGGCCUCCCUUCUCUGCACUGUUUCCCACUCCCUGCACUUCUGUCUGCUGAUUGGUCCCCUCCAGCCUCUUGGCCUCCCUGACCCUGCACUUGUGGAAACCUCUCUGCACAUCUCCCAAACUCUGUUCUCAGCAGCCCUGCUUCCCUUCCAGCCUCCCUGCACUUCCAGUCUCCCGAUUUCUCAGAACUUUAACCCAGGCCUGUUCCCAACUUCCAUUGUCUUGGCAUCUAACCCAUUCCUUUCCUUCCUCCCUUUAUCAUCUGUACCCCCUUUCCAUGCCCUCCUUCCCUAUUCUGCCUCUUCCUCAUCCCUUAGCAUCCUCUUCACCUGCCUGCCACCAUUUUUCUGCAAGAACUCCAGCACUUAGAUCAGGCUGGGGGAGGUGGAGUGGUGUUUGGAGAGGGCUCCCUGGCCCGGGUGCCCAGUGUUCUUCGCUGGGGGCCCAGACCCUCCCGCCCCCCACCCUGCGCGCCUUUUGGGUCUCAGGAGACAAGCCAGCCUCUCCUGGGGACUUGUGCAAGGGAGUCCCGGUUCUAAAUGCACCAGGGAGGAGAGAGGGUCUCAGCGCCUGAAGGUUCGGUGGGAGGUUUCAAAAGGAGCCGACCCACCCACUUGAGCUUUUAACCUUAAGAGUUUCUUGCUUGAAGGUAUCAGGAAGGGGGGCUCGGGCCAUUCCCUAAGAAAGGGGGGGAAAAAGGAAAAAAAAAAAAAAAAGGGACCAAAGCUCCCGCUGCUGGGAGCGACAGAGGAGCGGGGAGGCGCUAUAAUUAUUUUCUAAGAGGCCCAGGGAGGUUCGUUGCGCGCGACAGCCUGCUGAGGAGGCAGAGAGCCAGCUGCGACGCGGUUUGGAGUUGGCGGAGUUUUUGUUUUCUUAAAAGUUGGGGAGAAAAACUAACAUUCCUUUAAAACAAGACAUAUAAAACUGACUUUCCCCUUUGUAUGCUGGAUGCUGCAUGAGUCUGAAACACCAAUAAAUGGAGACUGCAUGAGACUCGGCUCACGUUAGUGCCUGCGUUCGUCCGCCCCGCCGUUCUUCUGCCUCCGGGCAGAACCGACUGGAUGGUACACGCAUGCGCCUUCGUGGUCCCCAUCUUUACUGCGGGCGAAGCCGCCUCUGCCCGAGGCCCACCUGCGCAUGCGCAAGCCAUCCCUCGCUUUCCUUUCCCAAGUAGCUUCGAC